AUGGCGGACAAAGAACCUCGAGGCGAAGCAUAUGAAACCCAACACGUGCACACAGUCUAUGAAGAGAUUGCUUCUCAUUUCUCGUCCACAAGAUACAAGCCCUGGCCCAUUGUUGAGAGCUUCUUAAAGGGACUUCCAGAUGGCUCCAUAGGCGCAGAUGUUGGAUGUGGAAAUGGGAAAUACCUUGCCGUCAACCCGAGAGUGUUUAUUGUUGGGAGUGAUAGAUCUACCAACUUGGUCAAGAUCGCAAAAGCCUAUCAUUCGCACUCCGUCAUCGUAGCAGACAGUCUCUCUCUUCCACACCCGUCAAAGACAUUCGACUUUGCAAUUUCCAUAGCGGUAAUCCACCAUCUUUCCACUCCGGAGCGCCGGAUAGAAGCCGUGCGAGCAGUGCUAGAUAUCCUCCGACCACCAUCUUCCGUGCAAGGCGAUGAAGGAGGUAAAGCAUUAAUCUAUGUCUGGGCUCUGGAGCAAAAAGACUCUCGUCGAGGCUGGGAUGAAGGGCAUGAACAAGAUGUCAUGGUGCCAUGGGUGCUGAAGGGGAAGAGGGAGAAGAAACCAUCAAAGAAGCGGCAGAGUGACGAUCAAAUCUCGGAAGAUCGAGAUCGAGACCGAGGGAUGGGAGGACAGGGGGAGGACAAGACGUUCUUACGGUAUUACCAUCUUUAUAGAAAGGGCGAGCUAGAAGGUGAUAUUGAAGAGGCAGGCGGGAGAAUCCUAGGAUCGGGUUAUGAGAAGGACAAUUGGUGGGCGAUUGCCGUAUCUAAAAUGGAUUCAUAGCGUGAGGU
This is a messenger RNA of Lindgomyces ingoldianus, 788 nucleotides long. Its product is annotated as S-adenosyl-L-methionine-dependent methyltransferase. The record is from RefSeq and is a predicted model, not a curated record. Gene Ontology annotation, biological process: tRNA wobble uridine modification. Gene Ontology annotation, cellular component: cytoplasm; nucleus. Gene Ontology annotation, molecular function: S-adenosylmethionine-dependent methyltransferase activity; tRNA binding. Lineage: Eukaryota; Fungi; Ascomycota; Dothideomycetes; Pleosporales; Lindgomycetaceae. The transcript has 3 exons. Bases 1 to 780 code for a protein of 259 amino acids.